This is a messenger RNA of Hibiscus syriacus, 983 nucleotides long. Its product is annotated as ribosome biogenesis protein BRX1 homolog 1-like. Bases 1 to 960 code for a protein of 319 amino acids. Lineage: Eukaryota; Viridiplantae; Streptophyta; Magnoliopsida; Malvales; Malvaceae. Gene Ontology annotation, molecular function: rRNA binding. Gene Ontology annotation, cellular component: nucleolus. The transcript has 8 exons. Gene Ontology annotation, biological process: rRNA processing; ribosomal large subunit assembly. The record is from RefSeq and is a predicted model, not a curated record.
AUGGGGAAGAAACGGAAGCACAGCGAAACCCAGGCAAUUGAACCGAAAAAGAAAGAUGAAGGAGCACCCGAGAGACCAAAAAGGACGCUCAUGGGUUGGAAAGACAAGAAAGAAGUUCAUAAACAACCCGAUUCCAAUCCCGAGUCCAAUCCCCAAGUUUUUAGAAACAAAGAGAAAGUUAUGGUGACUUGUUCACGCCGCAUCAAUUACAGGUACAGGCAUUUGAUGUUGAAUUUGGUUUCACUUUUGCCUCAUUGUAAGAAGGAUAACAAGGUUGAAUCAAAGAGUAGUAAAGGGUCUACCUUGAAUGAGCUUAUUGAGUUGAGGGGUUGUUCUUCUGCUCUGUUUUUCGAGUGUAGGAAAAAUCGGGAUCUUUACAUGUGGAUGGCAAGCUGUCCCAAUGGUCCAUCUGUGAAAUUUUUGGUUAAUGCUGUUCACACUAUGGAAGAACUGAAGCUCACUGGAAAUCAUUUGAAAGGUUCACGCCCUUUGAUGACGUUCUCGAGCAAUUUUGAAAAAGAUGCUCAUUGGAAGCUUCUGAAGGAGAUGAUCAUGCAGAUAUUUGGAACUCCGAAGGAGCACAGGAAAUCUAAACCUUAUCAUGAUCACGUCUUUGUUUUCUCCAUCGUUGAUGACCACAUAUGGUUCCGCAAUUAUCAGAUAUCUGUUCCUCACAAUGAAUCAGAGAAAAUGGUCCGAGGGGGACUCGAUAAAAUGACCCUUGUUGAGGUUGGUCCCAGAUUUUGCUUGAAUCCGAUCAAGAUAUUUGCUGGUAGCUUCGGAGGCCCAACACUAUACGAGAAUCCUUUCUAUGUCUCGCCAAACCAGAUCCGAGCAUUGGAGAAAAGGAAGAAAGCUGGGAAGUAUGCUAAGAAAGUCAAGGCCAAGACAAGGCGAAAAAUGCAUGAACAAUCUAAUCCAUUGGAGCCUGAUGAAUUCGCAGAUAUGUGGAAGGAAUGAUAUCAAAUACAAACCAGAAUGAA